Messenger RNA from Cyphomyrmex costatus, 1065 nucleotides. RefSeq lists its product as uncharacterized. The record is from RefSeq and is a predicted model, not a curated record. The coding region runs from base 27 to 1037 and encodes 336 amino acids. The transcript has a single exon. Lineage: Eukaryota; Metazoa; Arthropoda; Insecta; Hymenoptera; Formicidae.
UAUUCACGUACGUCUACAUACUCAAAAUGAAUGAUUCUUUUCUGGAAGAGUUAGAACUAAUACCAAAAGAAUCAACAAAGACAUCUCAGCAACUGGAUCGUCAUGUAACUACCAGGGCUACUAGGCAUGCUACUUCAUCUCCAUUAUUUCAUCUUUCAGAACAAGAUGAAAGAGAUGACAUUAUGCGACAGAAGGAACAUAUUAUGAUAACAAUUCCAAGUACACCUGAUAUAAAAAUCAUAGAUAAUAAAGAAUCUUCUUUGAAAAAUUCCAAGAAACAAUCUGAUCAAAAUGUAAAAAAACAUUCUGUAAAAGCAUCAGAGAAAUUGGAAAAGAUUCCAGACAGCAAAGGAAAAUCUUCCGAUACAAAAAUAAAAACAAACAAUAGUAAUCAGCAGAGUAUUAGCGGAGAACAGAAAAUAAAACUUCAUGAAGCAAAAUAUUCUAAAGCAUCUGAAAACAAAGAUCAUAAACGACGUUCAGGAUCAUAUAAAGAAACUUCCACAAAUAUUUUUUUGAAGCAGAAUAAACGCUCUCUUGAUUCUUCUUACAAUAAUUCUUCAGAUACUUCAAGUAAAGAAAAUAGUCGUCCCUCUGAUUCUUCCAAGGAGGCUGGUCCUUAUAACCCAAUUAAAGAGAAAGAAAAAUUAACUGAUAAAUCGAGGAAAUCAGGUAUAAAAGUACAAGAUCAAGAUCCAGUUGUUUUACUUACUGCUAUCAAAGAAUUGAUAAGCACAUAUACCAAGCAAGAAAGCACAAAAAUUCUACGCGCUAUGCAGGAGCUACAUAUAAACUCUCAAGCUACCUUGAUAAAAAAUCUUUUGAACCAAACAGAUGAUCUGAUCAAAGAAAUGCAUCCCAGCAAAGAGUCAGUUAGAAUGAAAGCAUUGAUUGAUGAGAAUGAGCAAUUACAUCAGGAGUUGAUGGCUUUGCGAAUGCGAAAUGAAAGUUUACUGAAUAAAUUAGAAGAACUUGAAUUUUUGAGACAAGAAAACGCGACUUUGAAAUUAAAAUAUAACGAGCUAACUCAGACAUAAUAUCAUACAAUUGCAUUAAAUAUUGGAC